AGGAAGUCAGAGGGUAAAUCAGGGUCUGGUUUCUCUUCCUGUCCUUCAGCAAACACCACAAGCACGCGCUCAUUCCGACUCAAUUCUCCCCCGGAAGUGUGUAACCGGAAGGUGGAGGAGAUCAGAAGAACUUCUGACGACGUGUUCCGGUUGCCCCUGAAGCUUUGUGUUGAUCUGGAGAUCAGAGCUCCUGCCUGAAACAUGAACUUCUCCAGAGGUCUCCUGCGACUGCAGCGUUUUUAUUCCAGUGGUCUCAGAGGCACAUAUCACAGGACACUGGACAGGAUUGAGCUCAUGCUUCCUCCCAAACUGAGACCAAUGUACAACCAUCCGGCAGGACCAAAGACAGUUUUCUUCUGGGCGCCUGUUUUUAAAUGGGGCCUGGUUUUUGCUGGAUUUUCAGACCUGACACGUCCCCCAGAAAAGCUCAGUGUCUCUCAGUCAUGUGUCCUCACAGCUACAGGUGUAAUUUGGUCCCGGUACUGCUUGGUGAUCACUCCCAGGAUCUGGGCACUCUUUGCAGUAAACUUCUUCUUGGGGUUAUCUGGAAGCAUUCAACUCCUGAGAAUCUGGAUGUACAAUCAUGAGUUGAAGCAGAAAGAACAUAAAGUUUAACAGUCCUGAACCUGACAGGGGAACAGAAAAUACUGGAUACCAUCUUUAAUUAAAGGAAACUAUGUGAAAAGAGAAUUCAAACAGUAUGAUGUUUUUUUUUAUUAUUAUUAUUUCUUACUGCAAAUGCCAAGAAUCCAUUUUUUUAUUACCUCAUUCUUUGCCUGCAUUUUUUGAUCUAACUCUUUAAACAUGAGUAUGAAUAACUGCAUCAUUCUACUAUGUUCUAUUAAAGUUCCAUCCAAUAAUUUAAUGAGACAUAACUAUAAUUUUUGUUUUCAUAAAACUGUAGUUUUAUCAUUAAUAGUGUGGAUAUAUGUGAGGCAGCCUUUUAAAUGUGGCCAUAAAUGUAAUAAAUGUUUCUCUCUCAGGAGCUUUUUUACCCACAUCUAAAAUAUUCCGCUGACUUUGGAGAAAAAAAAAAUGCAGGUGAUACAAGUUUAUUUGUGAUCAUUUCUUUUUUUCAUGAAUGCAAAGUUCAAGUUGUAGACUGUACAGACAAGAUCUCAGGGCACUUAUGUCUAGAGCUCUAAUCAGACGUUGUCUAUUAUUAGGUGAAAGUCGGCCAGUCAGAUAUUUGUGCAGAAUAGAACCAGUGUAAAAUGUUACACAUGAAUUGCACCACAACCUCUAAAAUGUCCAGAAAUGCAAACAGAAUUGUCUGUAUAAAAUGCCAUGCAAAGUGUUGUAGACGUGUCUUUUUUUCUCCUGUUACUUGUAGUGAAAGAAAAAAAAACAUCGUGACUCAAAGAGAAUUCUUAAUAAACUGCUUGGUUUCAGUA
Messenger RNA from Silurus meridionalis, 1394 nucleotides. RefSeq names its product mitochondrial pyruvate carrier 2a (gene mpc2a). Gene Ontology annotation, biological process: pyruvate import into mitochondria. NCBI's taxonomy places the organism in Eukaryota, Metazoa, Chordata, Actinopteri, Siluriformes, Siluridae. Gene Ontology annotation, cellular component: mitochondrial inner membrane. Gene Ontology annotation, molecular function: pyruvate transmembrane transporter activity. The record is from RefSeq and is a predicted model, not a curated record. The transcript is spliced from 6 exons. The coding region runs from base 202 to 615 and encodes 137 amino acids.